This is a messenger RNA of Teleopsis dalmanni, 2834 nucleotides long. RefSeq names its product 26S proteasome non-ATPase regulatory subunit 2-like. Gene Ontology annotation, cellular component: nucleus; proteasome storage granule; proteasome regulatory particle, base subcomplex. Gene Ontology annotation, molecular function: enzyme regulator activity. The record is from RefSeq and is a predicted model, not a curated record. Lineage: Eukaryota; Metazoa; Arthropoda; Insecta; Diptera; Diopsidae. The transcript has 3 exons. Gene Ontology annotation, biological process: regulation of protein catabolic process; proteasome-mediated ubiquitin-dependent protein catabolic process. Bases 114 to 2732 code for a protein of 872 amino acids.
AGAUAAUAUAAUUUAAAAGAAAAUUUUUAUCCUUAUGUCACAAUAAUUUCAGAAAACAUUCAUAAUUACCCAAAUUUUUUAGAUUUAGAACAUUAAAAUUAUAUUUUUGUAAAAUGGCGGAGGCACCAAAUUCAGCGACCUUGAAAGUGCCGAAAAAGCAAGAACUCUCUGAUGAAGACGAAGUCCUGAAGGAAGAGCUCAACACGUUAGUGCAACAUUUACUAUAUUCAGACAAACGCUCGCAUAAGGAAACACUGGAAAUGAUGGCGAAUCAUAUAAGAGCUUCGACCACAUCGAUGACUUCGGUACCAAAACCAUUAAAAUUUAUGCGAGAACAUUAUGAAAGUAUGAAAAAAGUUUAUAGCGAAAUGCCAGAUCAGGACACUAGUAAUAUGUGCGCUGACAUCAUAUCAGUACUAUCAAUGGCUAUGGGAAAUGGAGAUUGCCUGUCAUACCGUCUUUUACAAGAACCCGCACAACCCGUUGGUGACUGGGGUCAUGAGUACGUACGACAUUUAACAGCAGAAAUCGUAGCAAAGUAUCCUUCCACAUCCGGAAAAACUCGUGCACAGUUAAUUGAUCUAGUAAGACAGAUUACAAUAUAUAGCGUUAAAAACAAUGCCGAAAUCGACGCUUGCGAUUUAUUGAUGGAAAUUGAACAACUUCCUUUAUUACUAGAAUAUGUGGAUGAUGCAGCGUAUCAACGUGUUAGUAUAUAUCUAAUGACAUGUUAUAACUAUGUACCCGCCCCAGAAAACUUGACCAUUUUAGAUAUUGCAUUCAAACUAUCGCGGAAGUUUGAACAAUAUACACAGUCUAUGCGUUUGGCACUUUUGUUAAAUAACAGGAAAAUGCUAAUCGAAAUAUUAAAGGAACCAAAGGAUCUUACCACAAAAAAACAGUUAGCAUUUUUAUUAGCUCGUCAACAAGUCUGUUUAGAAUUGGAUGAAUCAGAUCCUGAUUUCGACCUACUUACGGACAUUAUGUCAAACACAAAUCUUAACAAACACUUUUUAAAUUUCGCUAGACAGUUAGACAUAAUGGAACCAAGAACAGCAGAAGAUAUCUACAAAUCUCACUUGGAGAACACAAAAUAUCAAUCAAAAUUGCGAGUCGACUCAGCGAAACAGAAUCUCGCGAUCAGUUUUGUUAAUGGAUUUGUGAACGCUGGUUUUGGUACUGAUAAAUUGUUGUCAGACGAUGCUAACAAAUGGAUAUAUAAGAACAAGGAAUAUGGUAUGAUGUCGAGUGCAGCUUCGAUUGGCUUGAUUAAGUUGUGGGAUAUCGACAGUGGGCUCACAAUGAUUGACCAAUAUUUGUACUCAUCAGAUCCAUUAAUUAAAGCAGGAGCAUUACUUGCAAGCGGAAUAAUAAACUGCGGUAUUCGCAACGAAGUGGAUCCAGCUCACGCAAUUUUAUCUGAUUACAUUUUCACAAACCAUGAUUAUGUUCGAAUCGGUGCUAUAUUGGGCUUGGGCAUAGCUUAUGCUGGCUCAAAUCGCAACAUUGCCAUUGAUACACUGAAUAACGUUUUUACAGCACAUAAUAAAAAACCAAUAAAUAUUGAUAUUUUGUGCAUGACAGCUCUAUCGAUUGGUCUAAUAUGUGUUGGCACAUCUAACGAUAAAAUUAUGAAGUCAUUGCUGGAAACUAUCAAACGAUUUCAGCUGACCGACUUAGAGAAUGUAAAUAUGCGUUUUUUCUGGUUAGGAUUAGGUUUAAUCCAAUUGGGGCGUCAAACAGUACCUGAGGAAGUAACAUCUGUACUAAAUAAAAUCGUCGAACCUUAUCGCUCUGUGGCUAAAACUACAGUAGAAGUUUGUAGUUUUGCUGGCACCGGUGACGUAUUAAAAAUACAGCAGCUGCAACAUUUAUGUUCAGAUCAUUAUGAAAUACCCGGAACUGAUGCGGAAGAUCAAAAAUACGAUAAAGAAAAGGAUCUGUCGACAGCACAAGCUAUUGGUGUGAUCGGAAUUGCGCUUAUCUCGAUGGGUGAGGAAAUCGGUGCAGAAAUGACAGUACGUUUGCUUGGAAAUCAUUUACAAUACAGUGAGGCAUGCAUACGUCGUUCAGUUCCAUUAGCCUUGGGUCUUUUAUCGGCUUCCAAUCCAAAGUUAAAUAUACUUGACGUAUUGAGCAAACUCUCACAUGACGCUGAUAAUGAAGUAGCACAAAAUGCAACAUUUGCUAUGGGUCUUAUAGGUGCAGGAACGAAUAAUGCGCGGCUUUCUGCAAUGUUACGUCAGUUGGCGCAAUACCACAAUAAGACUCCGGAAAAUUUAUUUGCUGUCCGAAUUGCACAAGGUUUGACUCACUUAGGCAAAGGCACUUUAACUCUUUGUCCGUAUCACAACAAUCGCCUACUUAUGAACCACGUUGCUGUCGCUGGUCUUCUAACUGCUGUAGUCGCAUUUAUUAAUACCAAGGAGUCAAUUUUAAUUAAUUCACAUUAUUUACUUUUUACACUCGUGCUUGCCAUGCAGCCAAGAACGCUUAUUACAUUUGAUAAAGAUCUUAAUGAGUUGCAUGUACCCGUACGUAUAGGUACUGCACUUGAUGUUGUUGGUCAGGCUGGUAAACCUAAAACCAUUACGGGUUUCCAAACACAAACAACACCGGUUUUGCUUGCUAUGAACGAACGUGCUGAGCUCGCUUCUGAUGAAUACAUUCCGGAAACCCCGGUCUUGGAAGGAUUUGUUAUUUUAAAUAAAAAUCCAAACUUUGUGAAUUAAGAUUGCGAACAACAUUGAUAUCAAAAUUAUUAGUGCAAGUAGUCAUUUAUGAUAACAUAUACAUACAUAUAUAUUUGGUACAAUAAAAUAUUUAUUUAUUAA